CCGCCCCCAACCCACCCCGUUGCCAACCCUACAUGCUGCCCGGUGCACCGGCGUCUCUAUCGUUUUCCGCCCGCGGCUGGCUCCUAUCUUUUUGACUUGUUUUGAGUUUUGACGACCCCACGGGGCCGACCUGCACACUUUGGACGGUAGGCGCUCAUCCCCUUCACUUUGCUCCUCCACCAUUUAUUUACUUGUUCAUUUGCUAAUUAAGGACUCUUCUUUAAUUUUGUCGCCUUUGAUCUCGUCGGCGAUGCUGGUGCCAUUGGAAGCUAGGAUCGAUCAUAUGUCAUAGCAGGCUGCAGCUAGAUCUCCCACAGUAGUAGUGGUCGUGUGGUGUGAUUGAUCUUGCACGAGCAUCACCAGCCAGGCUGUACUGCAUCAAUCAUAUAUCGAUCGCUGAUUGCAGAUUGGCCUUGUGUGUCGACAGCUGUUGUUUUCUUUGUACACAGAGAGGGAGAGAGGCGGCGGCUAGGCAUGCCGAUUGGAGCAAUUUCGACGGUUGGGCCGGCGAUUUCGCCGGGCAUCAAGAUCGCCGAAAUCGCGGAAUCCUUUGUGGCGAGGAAGUACAGACGCUUGAGAGAUUACAGAAAGGACGUUGCACAGCUGGUGGGUGAAGUGGGGAAGAUCGCAGUGGCCGUGGACACGGUGGAGGAACAGGAACAGUUCAUGAGCGACCGUCGGAUCGUGGGGCAACUGAGUGAGCUGAUGGACGCCAUCCACGAGGCUGAGGACAUCUUGGACGCCGUCGACUACAGAGACAGUAUCUGGGCGAGGAAGCACAAGGUCAGGCAGGUUAUCCAUUCUAUAGUUGAACAAGCUAAGCGGAUAGUCGGAAUAGACGGCGCGUUGAACCGGCUGGACAAGUCGAUGAAUGACCUGCCACGGAUGCAGCAGAACCAGCGGGAUCUUGUCCAGCUGUCAAAUUUCCGGUCAUCACAAGGAGGAGGAGAUGGGGGUGCGUCCGCGUCGAGGCCAAGAUCGGCCACGGGCCUAUUGCCGGACGGCAAACUCUACGGUUACAAGGAGGAGUACGAUCGGCUGGUGUCGGCCUUGCUGUACGAUCCUCCCCGGCGGCCUGGUGGCAAUGGCAAUGGCGGCGGUCAAGUCGUGGCGGUCGUCGGCGACGGCGGCGUUGGCAAGACUGCGCUUGCUCAGCACGCGCUGAGGCACGUGGACGUUCAAGCAAGGUUUGAUCAUGUGAUCUGGGCGAGCGUCCCACACAAGUACAGGAACAAGGACCUCUUGGCUGAGAUCUGGAUGUCCGGACCGGGUGCUACUGCUACUGCGGCUACACACAGGUGCGCCGACCAGAUGAGCUUUGGUGCCCUUCAGGCGGAGUUCGUCAGGCUGGUGUCUCUGUCAUCCCAGAGGUACCUGCUCGUCCUCGACGAUGUCUGCAACGAUGAGUCGGACGACGACGAUCAUCAGCGGAGCAGGAAGGAAUGGGAGGAUGUCCUUGCCCCCUUCAAACAAGGGGAACGAGGGAACACAUGAUUUCUUUUACCUUGGAUAUCCGUGCGGAUGCUGUCCAUCUGCUGCAUGAAGAUUUCCUGCAUCCGGAUCACAUAAAGGCAAUCGGUUCAAUCAGAAUCGAGCACUACACAUGGUCGACUGAGCCAAACCUCAACCUCCUUGCUUCUGUUAGGAGCCUGUCGUUAACCCGAUGUCCUGUGACAGACAGGAGUUUGAGCAUGUGCCUGCAUAAACUGCAGUCCCUCGAGAGACUAGAGAUAUCUGAUUGCCCUGAACUUCAUGACUUCCCCGAUGAUGCCAUGCCUAUGAUGGCAUCCUUGAAAUCCCUCGAGUUUAACGGAUGCCAUCCUCUUCUUAUGAAGAAGCUACAAGGCAGGACUGGCGCUGCCUGGGAAAGGAUUCGCUCCAUCCAGCGACUAGAAAUCGUUUAAACUCAAGGUGGGAAUGGUCUUAAGCAAGUGGUACUAGGUAUCAAGGGGAAAGGCAAGACCAACAGCAUAGCGCAAGUGUCACUGCUCGGUGGUCAUCACGCUUAACGACCUCUGCUGAAUUUGGUUCUACGGGACUUGUUAGAUGGGGAAAAAUAUAAAGUGCAAACCACAUAUACAGUGACAACUUAGAAACUAAUAUUAGCAUAAAAAUGAAUGUAUGAGAUUUAUCCAUGUCACCUAGAGUGGCAGUAAAAAAAAUUUCAUGAAUAACUCUCAGAUUUAACCAUGGGUUAAAAAUUUUAUUCGAGAUGACGUGGACGAAUAUCAAAUGUCUAUUUUUUUUUUAUCCUACGGUGAUUUUGUAACAUUUAUUUUUCGUGUUUUAUGCCAUGCUUAUGCAUUCCAUGUUGUAAAAACCUGGCAUGUUGGUACAAUAUUGAACACUGAAGAAAUAUGUAUAUGCAUUCCCAUGAAA
Oryza sativa Japonica Group (Japanese rice) is the source of this 2379-nucleotide messenger RNA. Its product is annotated as probable disease resistance RPP8-like protein 2. Gene Ontology annotation, biological process: defense response to other organism. Gene Ontology annotation, molecular function: ADP binding. The record is from RefSeq and is a predicted model, not a curated record. NCBI's taxonomy places the organism in Eukaryota, Viridiplantae, Streptophyta, Magnoliopsida, Poales, Poaceae.